CGCGGUAGGGAGCCGCCCCCCGUCCUCUCACUAAAUUGCACGGUCCGAGGGUGCGCCGGGAAAAGCCUUCUGGUGGCGAGAGGCGCCCCUGCAGGCCUGGGCUGGGCCGGCAAGGACGGUGGCGGCGGGCGCCAUGGCUCUGCCGGGUGGAAAUAAGGAUAACAUCAGAGCAGGAUGCAAGAAGUGUGGCUACCCUGGUCAUCUGACAUUUGAAUGUCGAAACUUCCUCCGAGUAGAUCCUCAAAGAGAUAUUGUUUUAGAUGUUAGCAGCACUAGCAGUGAAGACAGUGAGGAAGAGGAACUACAGAGACUGCAAGCCAUGCGUGAUAAAAAGAGUUUAAAUGAGGAGGAAGAGAAAAGGAAACAAAAAAGAAAAAGCAAAGAAAAAACAAAAUUAAAGAGACCAAGGAAAAGAUCUUCCUCAUCGAGUGCAGCUGAAGAGGACAGGCCAAAGUCAAAUAACCAAAAAUCACACAAAAAAGAAAGGGAAAAGGAAAAAAAGAAUAAAUCUAAGAAAGGAAAACAUCAUAAAAAGGAGAAAAAGAAGAGACGAAAGGAAAAAAGUUCAUCUUCUGAUAGUUCAGACAGUUCUAGUAGUGACUGAGGUGCUGGCCUAUUGCAUUCACUUCUUCAGAGAACGUUAUUUUUUCUUUCCAAUGAAAUUUAUUUAUGCUUUGCAAUGCUUUUGUUCUGAAAUGGGAUAUAUAUUUUUAAGAAAUCUAUUUGCAAAUAUCAGUGCUUCAAAUUCUUAAACAGAUCAUUUGGGAAAAAGAUUUGUUUCAAGUUUAUUCAUACUGAAUCGUGCAAGUUUAACUAGUUCUUCAUUCUUAGUUCAGUUGUAAUUGGUUGUGUUUGGAAUCCUUUACACUAGAACAUGGUAAAUUUCUGUCUGCAAGUCUUUGUGUAGGAAGAUUUGCACUUAAAUAUGCUUUAUGUCAGAAUGGUUAAGUCAAAUUUGGAAAUUCAAGAGAGAUUUUCUGUUAUGUUACCCUUUAAAUAAAUUCAUGUUUUGCAUAAAAUUUUUUACUUUCAUAUUUACACUUACUGAUUAAUAUAUGUAAUAAUGUUUGGGUCUGGUGGAGGGAAGAAUGAGCAAUGAGAAGCAAGGAGAUUGCUCCUUUGAGAUUAUCUUUAAAAUUCAAUUAGUCAUGACUGUAAAACACGAUUAUACAUUCUUUUGGCAGGAUCACUGUUAGCAAGCUGAAAACCAACAAAAGCUAUUAAAUUUUCAAAGUCCUUUCUGCCUAGGUUUUUUUCUUUUACAGUUAUGGUCAUUUUAUCUUUGAUGUGGAUAUAAAGUGCCACUUCCUAAGACCAGAAGACUGUCCAGCAAGAUUGUUUACCAAGUUCUAAGAACCAUGUUAAUACAGUAUGUGGUGAUUAAUGCCUGCAUGAACCAAACCAGGAAAUUCAGAGGCUUGACAAUUCACAAGAAUCAUGAAGCCUCUAUUCAUUCUAAUAAAAUUCCUAUUGAAAAGUUAAAAAA
Molecule: messenger RNA, 1486 nt
Organism: Falco peregrinus (peregrine falcon)
Lineage: Eukaryota; Metazoa; Chordata; Aves; Falconiformes; Falconidae
Gene: SREK1IP1
Product: SREK1 interacting protein 1
Exons: 5
Coding region: 134-604 (156 amino acids)
Molecular function (GO): zinc ion binding; nucleic acid binding
Source: RefSeq, a predicted model, not a curated record